Messenger RNA from Phragmites australis (common reed), 1158 nucleotides. Its product is annotated as eukaryotic translation initiation factor 2 subunit beta. Gene Ontology annotation, cellular component: eukaryotic translation initiation factor 2 complex. Gene Ontology annotation, biological process: formation of cytoplasmic translation initiation complex; formation of translation preinitiation complex; translational initiation. The coding region runs from base 150 to 971 and encodes 273 amino acids. Gene Ontology annotation, molecular function: mRNA binding; translation initiation factor binding; translation initiation factor activity. NCBI's taxonomy places the organism in Eukaryota, Viridiplantae, Streptophyta, Magnoliopsida, Poales, Poaceae. The transcript is spliced from 9 exons. The record is from RefSeq and is a predicted model, not a curated record.
GCUCUAUCUCCGAGCGUUGGAUCUUCCUCGUAGCACUCUCCAUCACAUCGGCUUCUUCACUUGCUUCGCCGAUUUCCCCCACACCGCGCUUGCCGUCUAGGUUUCCAGCCGCCUGCGCCGGGAGGUGGGAAGCGAAGGCCAGCCUCGCCAUGGCGGACGACGAGCAGGCGGAGAGGAAGGAGGAGGUCGCCGAGCUUACUCCUUUUGAUCCGACCAAGAAAAAGAAGAAGAAGAAGGUUGUGAUCCAAGAUCCAUCUGAUGAAGUGGAUAAGUUAGCAGAGAAGACAGAUAGUUUGGCAGUUACCGAGUCUGGCGAGCCAAGCUUCGCAGGCAUGAAAAAGAAGAAGAAGAAGCAUGUGGAACUCGAUUCUUCUCUUACUGAAACUGGAGAUGGUGACGACACUGUAGAUGAUCAAGUCGCAGAGAAUGAAGAAGGAGAAGGGAUUGUGCUUGGUGGUGCCACCAGAUACCCUUGGGAAGGUACUGACAGAGAUUACAAGUAUGAAGAGCUGCUUGGCAGAGUGUUCAAUAUUCUGCGUGAGAACAAUCCAGAUCUUGCUGGUGAUAGACGAAGAACUGUUAUGAGGCCCCCUCAAGUUCUUAGGGAAGGAACAAAGAAGACAGUCUUCGUGAACUUUAUGGAUUUGUGCAAAACAAUGCAUAGGCAACCCGAACAUGUGAUGAUGUUUUUACUUGCUGAGAUGGGAACAAGUGGAUCCCUUGAUGGGCAGCAAAGGUUGGUUAUCAAAGGAAGAUUUGCUCCGAAAAACUUUGAAGCAAUACUCAGGAGAUAUAUCAAUGAAUAUGUGGUAUGCAAUGGAUGCAAGAGUCCAGACACCAUUCUUUCUAAGGAGAACCGGCUCUUCUUCCUUCGUUGUGAACAGUGUGGUUCAUCGAGGUCUGUUGCUCCCAUCAAGGCUGGAUUUGUUGCUCAAAUUGGCCGUCGGAAGGCCGGAACCAAAGCCACCUAGUACUGCUUGUAUACUCUCUCCCCCUGAUCAACACAAUGCAAACUAGUUUGCUGGUCGACAACAAAUAUUGGUCCACUUUCCGUUGUGGUUACACCGUUUACUGGAUUUCUUCUGUUCACCACACUUUUUAUUGCUGCUGUGAAUUUGAAUCUAUCUGAUGACAGGAUUCCCUGUUGCUGUUGUUUGC